AUGGGGAAGAAGAAGAACCUCGUGCUCUCAUCCUCUUCUCGUCCCUCCGAUGUCCGCGUGGUUCUGCGCGCCUGUCCUUGCGAAGGCUGCGAUCGAGAGUUGUCAGCUCUGAAUGAAAGCCAAGGAGCGAUAGAGAUCCGCGGUCGUGCUGUCACCUUGCGGCAUACCCGUGUGUUGGGGCCACGAGCGAAUCAGACUGAGCUCUAUAAGGAGGUUGCCGUUGACUUGGCAGAUCAGCUCUUGAAAGGCCGCGACUGCUACCUGGUUGCUGCUGGUUCGCAACUCUCGGGCAAGAGCUACAGCCUGCAUGGGGAGCUGGGAGAGUACAGCAAGAUGGGGCUGCUUCCUCGUGUGGGUUGGAAGGUGCAGGGCCUGCAGGAAGUGAAGGUGACCAGGCUGAGCGACCUGCUCCUCGCUCUCGAAAAGAUCCGACGAGCGACGCGACUGGACAUGGCGGCUGGACACGUGGUCACCUUUCUUUCCUUCCAUGGUGAAGAUGCUCCGCUCGAGUCAAGGCUGGUGGCUGUUGAGGUGUUGGCUGAUGACGAUCAGCUUCUCGCUGUUGAAGGGAUCGCCGAGGGCUUCUCCCUCCCCUGCUCAAGACGCACCAGCCUUUCUUCCUCUGCCGCUACUCCACCCUCCUCCUUGUUGCCUCAAGUGCUGAAGGCUGGAUGGCGCGAUGGGAGCGUCGUCGCUUUCAUUGUUUGCUUCUCUCCUCGGUCAACCAGUUCUCAGCUCAAGUUGGAGCUGUUCACGCGCUGUUUGCUCUUUCUCGACAAUCUCGGAGAGCAAGUUGCUCCUCCACUGAGUGAGACCUCAUCUCCUCCUCGUCCAAGUACGGAACCAGCUAGUCGUUCUCGCGAUGGAGGAUUGAAGCCCGCAAGCCUGAAAGCCUUGAUAGAGAGCAAGCGACGAAUCCAGGAGACCAGAACUUUUACACAAGGCGACGACGUACAAAGGAUGGAAGACUUUCAUAAGGGAGCAGAAGAAUCUGCAGCGCUCGGGAAGCAACCGGUGGCUGAGGGCCUGUCAUCCUCCCGGCCUUGUGCUGCCUCUCCUCGUCACGCGUUGGAGCAAGAUCGAUCAAGAUACCUCAGCAUGGUAGAAGAUGCGCACAGGCAGCUUGCAAGCUCGGAAGAGGCUCUUAGAGCAGCGAGGAGAGAGCUGCUGAAUGAGCGACGACAGCGAGAAAGUUUGCGCGAGAGAAUGGAGGAGGAGACGAGGCAGCAGUGCGAGCUCUGGUCGUCACUGCGGCGCCUCGCAACUUCGGUGGGUAGGAAGUUGCCGGAGGACGAGAAGUCUCACCAUUGUCUUGACGCGCUUGAAGGGCUCAUCGGAGAUCUGGAGGAGGAGCACGCGGCGGCAGCAGCCGUGAGGGCUGAGAUGGAAGAGCUGCGGGAGAGUGUGAGGGUGAUGAGUCGAACGGUGGAGGAGAAGGAGAAGGAAGCAGAGGAGCUCUUGUUGGAAAGAAACGAGGCCCGAGAGGACGCUGCUCGUCUUUCUCAACAGCUGGACGAAGCUAAGGAGAGAAAUCUCAUGCUGGAACGCCUGGAGGAGGAGGUCAAACAGACAAGAACCAUGUCGAAAGCCGGAGAGCGACGACAGGAGGAGCAGGUUGAAGGCCUGACAAGACGGCUGCGUGUGCUUGAGGAGGAGCUAACGAGAGUGAGGGAGGAAGCAGAUGGGCUCAAAAAGCAGCUUGCAGAGGCAGAGGAAGCGACUGAGGCCCUCCAAGCUGAAGUGAAGGAGGAGAGGCGAAGGCAAGAGGACGAGGCUCGCAAGUCAGAGUCAGUCAAGUGCGAGUUGCAGAAAAUGCGAGAGGAAGCAGAGCAGUUAAACAAGGAGAGGAGAAUGUUGCUCUCUGCUCAGGACGAGGCUGACAGUCUCUCACGUGGAAUGCAGCAGCUGGACAAAUCGCUUGCAGAAGUGACGGCAUCGCUGAGGGUGUCGGAGGCAAGGAGAGAGGACGAGUUCAAGCGAGCGCGAGAGGCGGAGCAGACGAUCCUCUCGCUACGUGAGGAGAGGACGAAGAAGGAGCUCGAGCUGCGUCAAAUGUCGUUACAGCUGCUGGCCCUACAGGAGGAACUCAGAAGAUCUCGCGAGAAAGAGGAUGCGAGCAAGUCGAAGCUCGUCCAGCUCACGUCGUGCUGCGCAUCAGCUCAACUAGCUCUGAAAGAUUUGAUCUCGAGCUCUCGAAGCUGUGGUAGCAUCUGCGACUCGAUGAGGAUGGGGCUAGAAAAGGAGCAGGCGAGGUGGAGGGAACUUGAGGGGCAGCUGGAGAGACUGGAGGAUGAGGCUGGAAGGCUGCAAGAGGAACGAGACUGGGCCCGAAGAAACUUAGAGAGAGAGAGGCACCAGCAUGCAGACACGAGAGAACUUGUGAAGCAGCUGCAGGCGAAGAUAUCAGCGCUCGCCAUGGAGGUGGAGGAGAGACACAGGGAGUUGAUCGUGAGCCGAGGGCUGCUGGAGGAAACGAGUGGAAAGAAGGAGAAGGCAGAGAAGAACGAGUCGCUGCUGCGAGAGGAGAUGCGGGUGAUCGAAGAGCUCAUGCAUGAGGAAGUAGCUCGACGUGAUCUGAGCCUCCGAGAGCUUCAGCAACAGCACAAGGAGCUGAGGAGCAGUCACGCCGCCUUGCAGAGGAAGACGGUGCGUCCCGCGUGUGAGGGGGAAGCAACAUCGUUCACUGAGCAGCAGCGAGAGCUUGACGAGGACAACGUUCGGAUGCGGUGGCAGGCAGACGAAUUGGCAGGACAGCUGGAAGGGAUGGCUACUGGAGCUGAGAGGAAGUUUCGGCGUGCUCCUCUGCCCGAGGUCGAAGACUUGGACUUGUCUCCCUGGAGGAGCUUGCAAGGAGGAGGCGAGUCGUGUUAUUAA
Molecule: messenger RNA, 2874 nt
Organism: Guillardia theta CCMP2712
Lineage: Eukaryota; Cryptophyceae; Pyrenomonadales; Geminigeraceae
Exons: 22
Coding region: 1-2874 (957 amino acids)
Source: RefSeq, a predicted model, not a curated record